AUGAAUCUUAACGUCCCUGGACUGAUUAUGAUAGCUGUCUUCUACUUGAUGGUGCUUACUCUUGGCUUAUGGGCUUCAGUAAAGACCACGCGUCUUCAGACGGACAGCCAGACAGACCAGACUGAGGCAACUCUGCUGGGAAACAGGGGUAUCAACCUGAUGGUGGGAGUUUUUACUAUGGCAGCUUCAUUCGUGGGAGGGGGCUACAUCCUGGCUCUGAGUGAGGUGGUGUACACUCCAACCAUGGGCCUGGCCUGGGCGGUCAUGCCCAUAACCGGAGCCUUCUCUCUCAUUGUUGGAGGACUUUGCUUCGUAAAGACGUUGAGAGACGGACAAUACAUGACAAUGAUGGACCCGUUUCAGAUCAAGUAUGGGAACAUCAUAAGUGGACUUCUGUCUGUUGCACUACUAAUUGCUGAUAUAACCUGGGUAACAGGGAGUCUUAUUGGCUUAGGCGCAACAAUGAGCGUUAUCCUGAAUUUGUCCUAUAACAUUUGCAUUUGGAUCUCUGGGGUCAUAGCCAUCAUAUACACACUGCUGGGAGGCUUCUACUCUGUGGCCUACACAGACAUCAUACAGCUCAUUCUCACAUUCUUUAGUAUGUGGCUCUGUGUCCCCUUCAUUUUAAUGAGCCCCCACUCAGUUAACAUCACUACAACUGCCUUCAACUUCACCUACCAGGGCCCGUGGGUUGGUUCAGUGGAUGGUGACAGAAUUUGGACGUGGAUUGAUACUUUCCUAUUACUGGCUUUUGGGAACCUGGGUUGCCAGAUCUUCCAUCAGAGGAUCCUGUCAGCCACCUCUACAGAAACAAGCAGAAUCACUUGCUUUCUUGCAGCACCCCUCAUGUUGGUAACUGGAAUCCCAUCUGUGUUGAUCGGAGCAGUCGCAGCAUCAACAGACUGGAACAUGACUGCAUAUGGUUCUCCAUCCCCAUUUGAGCGAGGAGAUGCUGGUCAGAUUUUGCCCAUUGCUCUUCAGUACCUCACUCCGGACUACGUCUCCAUCAUUGGAAUUGCAGCCAUAGCUGCAGCUGUGAUGUCAUCAACUGACUCUGCUCUCUUGUCUGCUGCCUCCAUCUUCACGUGGAACAUAUAUAAGAGCGUCCUGCGGCCCACGGCAUCACACAAGGAGCUCCAGUGGGUGAUCCGUGUCACCGUGGUGUUGGUUGGCGUGGCCGGCACAUCACUCACCUUCUUACACAACAGCAUCAUGGUUUUCUGGGUCCUGAGCUCAGAUAUAACUUACACCAUCAUGUUCCCACAACUAGUCUGCAUCCUCUUUUUUAAUAUCUCCAACAGCUAUGGGUCCAUCAUGGGCUUUCUAUGUGGUGUGCUAUUGAGAGUGUUAAGUGGAGAGCCAUCUGUUGGGUUGCCUAUUGUCCUCCGCUUUCCAGGUUGCUCUCUUGAGGACGGUGUUUACGUCCAGCACUCACCAGUGAGGACCAUCUGCAUGUUAUCCAGCAUUUUCGCCACUUUGUUGUUUUCCUUCUUGGCUUCACUGCUCUUUAACAAAGACCUGAUUCCUGCAAGGUGGGACAUAUUCAAAGUGAGAAUCAACAAUUCUCAACAGGUUUUUACAUUGGUGACCCAUAGCAGCACCAUGAUGAGUGCGGAGAACAGAGCUUCAGAGGAAGACUGA
Molecule: messenger RNA, 1641 nt
Organism: Cololabis saira (Pacific saury)
Lineage: Eukaryota; Metazoa; Chordata; Actinopteri; Beloniformes; Belonidae
Product: high-affinity choline transporter 1-like
Exons: 8
Coding region: 1-1641 (546 amino acids)
Biological process (GO): transmembrane transport; choline transport; acetylcholine biosynthetic process
Cellular component (GO): plasma membrane
Molecular function (GO): choline:sodium symporter activity
Source: RefSeq, a predicted model, not a curated record